This is a messenger RNA of Bombina bombina (fire-bellied toad), 3947 nucleotides long. It is a transcript of the gene TAP2, whose product is annotated as transporter 2, ATP binding cassette subfamily B member. The coding region runs from base 31 to 2166 and encodes 711 amino acids. NCBI's taxonomy places the organism in Eukaryota, Metazoa, Chordata, Amphibia, Anura, Bombinatoridae. The record is from RefSeq and is a predicted model, not a curated record. Gene Ontology annotation, biological process: transmembrane transport. The transcript has 11 exons. Gene Ontology annotation, cellular component: membrane. Gene Ontology annotation, molecular function: ABC-type oligopeptide transporter activity; ATP binding; ATP hydrolysis activity.
CUCAGACCAUUGUCUAGUUCUCUAUACAAAAUGGCAUCUUUGUGUUUACCUCUCAGCCUGCUUUUACUGGACACCUCCAUCACCUACAUAUAUGGUCACCUUGUAUAUAAAUAUCCCCUGUUUGAGCUACUGAGUGCAAUAUGGCUACUAUCACUCAUUAAAGUCCCUGUGCUUGCCUCAGUGGUUCUCAGACUUCCAUGUCCAUCCUGGAUACCUUCUCCCAUCCUCUAUGUCCUAACGCUCUCCCUGGCUCCACCCCUGUAUCAGACUCUCCGAUUCCUCCUCGAAUCCCAACCCCCAGAGUUACCCUCAGGGCUCAGCAACUCCCUGUUCUUUCACCUGCCCCUGCUCCUGGCAUGUCUGCUCUGGGAUCUUGCAUUGCCCCUCAUCCUUCCAAAACAGACACCCGGAGAGGAUGAGAAUGGGAGAAAUGACCAGGAAUAUUUCAAGAGGAUACUAAGAUAUUCCAAACCAGAUGCACUCUAUAUGCUCGGUGCAUUUGUGUGCCUCACUUUAGCAUUGAUCGGUGAAAUGUUUAUUCCCUAUUACACGGGGCGUAUUAUUGAUAUUUUAAACACUCAUUACAAAGCGUCUGAAUUUCUGGAUGCCAUAUUCUAUGUGGCGCUUUUCUCAUUGGCAAGUUCUGUAUUUACAGGAGGUCGAGGAGGCUUCUUCAUGUACUGUAUGAGUAGCCUGACGCAGCGUAUUCGGGAACUGCUGUACAGAGCCCUCAUGCGCCAGGACAUUAACUUCUUUGACAUCACUAAGACAGGUGAAAUCACUUCUCGCAUCAAUAACGACGCAGCAUUGGUGAGCCGCUCUAUUGCACUAAACGUCAACGUUUUACUGCGUACGCUGGUGAAAUGCGUAGGGGUUUAUUCCUUCAUGUUCUCAAUAUCAUGGAAGCUCACGAUUCUUACGUUUGUCAGCACUCCGUUGACAGGGAUUGUACAGAAAUACUACAAUAAAUAUCAUCAGGAUCUGGUGCAAAAGGUUCAGGAUUCCAUUGCAAAAUCCAGUGAUCUCGCCAAAGAGAUUAUCGAGUCUGUAAAAACCGUGCGCAGUUUUGCCACCGAGGAGGAGGAGGCAAAGAGAUAUGAAGAUGCCUUGCAGAAAACACACAAGUUGGAGACAAUUAGAGACCUUAUCAGGAUUGUUUAUGGACUAUUGAUCAGGCUUAUUAAUCUCGGCUCUCAAGUUUCUAUGUUAUUUUACGGACAACACUUAAUACAAAGUGGGUAUAUCAGCAGCGGGAAGAUGGUGGCCUUCAUUAUGUAUCAAAUGGAGUCUGGAGACCAUGUACGGACCCUGGUUCAUAUGAUCAGCCAGAUCACCCACUCAGCAAGUGUUGCAAAGAAAGUUUUCCAGUAUCUGGAUCGUGUGCCAGAAGUCUCCACCUCUGGGUCCUUGUGUCCAGAAGGCUUACAUGGUCACUUUGAGUUUAGGAACGUCACCUUCUCAUACCCCUCUCGCCCGGACACCCCUGCUCUUCAGGAUGUUUCCUUCACACUUACCCCUGGCACUGUCACUGCUGUUGUGGGUCCCUCUGGUGGAGGUAAGACCACCUGUGUGUCUCUGCUUGAAAGAUUCUAUGAACCACAGUUUGGCGACAUUUUGCUAGAUGGAAGACCCCUGAGAGAGUAUGAACACCAUUACUUGCACCAAAAGGUGGCGCUGGUGGCACAAGAACCUGUCCUUUUUACUGGGUCAGUGAGAGACAACAUCCGUUACGGACUUCAGAACCUAUCAGAGAGCCAUCUGAAAGUAGCAGCAAGACAGGCACAGGCAGAUGUCUUCAUACAGGGAUUGGAGAGCGGAUAUAACACAGAUGUGGGGGAGAGUGGAUCUCAGCUUGGUGCAGGACAAAAGCAGCGAAUAGCCCUGGCUCGGGCUCUCGCCCGUAAACCAAAACUACUUAUUUUGGAUGAGGCCUCUAGCUGUCUGGAUGCGGAAACUGAACAUCAGAUUCAGCAAUCACUUCAGAACAUUCAGGGUCUUUCUCUGUUGGUUGUCGCUCAUCGGCUCCGCACUAUACAGAAGGCUGACCAGAUUCUAGUCCUAGAGGGCGGAGAUCUAGUGGAGCGAGGAACCCAUGAGGAGCUCAUACAGAAGCAAGGUGUCUAUAACAGGCUGUUAAAUGGACAUGUCUUUCAGAAUGGGGCCUGAGUUUUGAGCUUUUGGCCAGCUUAGAAGUUGCAUGAUAGAGGCAAGGGAAUUAUCAGUAUAGACAAAGUGAGAAAUAUUAGAUGACAAAAGGAAAUAUAAGAGAGAAAAUGGCAGCACACUUAAUAAUUUUGCACUAUAGUUUGGUCUUAUUAAAUAUAUUUUUUAUCAUUUAUUAAUUUUCCAUUCUUAAAUGCCUGUCCAAUUAUUAAAAGGUCAAUAAAGUUAUGUAUAUCAAUUGUGUUUUGUAAACACACUUUGAAGUGUUUUUCAAAUCAAGAACAGUCCUGGGAUUUAGUUUCUCUAACUCCACUAGAGUACUGUUUACUGGUCUUUUGUGUUGUGUCCAAAAAAGGAUACUGUACAUAUAUUUUAAUUAUUUUUUUAACAUGAGAAAAAUGAAAAUUAUUUUUUUUUCAAAUUUAAAUUAAUACAAAUAUGAAUUAGUAAUCAACAACAAUAUACAUAUGACUUGUGCAACUUCCAAUUAAAUCUUGGAUGAUAAGAUCUGAUUGGCCAAUAGGUACUUCCUGUUAUUGCUAAUUGAAAAGUUGUAAAGUCACACUAUAAGACAGUGUGACACACUGUUUGAGGUCUGUUCUCCAGACCACUGCUCCUUAACUUGUCUGCCAACUAAAAUGUGGCGGAGUGAAAUCAUCCUGAUCCGAUUGGCCACCAGCAAUGCAGGGGGCGGUAUUGCACAAGCAAAAAUUGAGCCCUAUGGAUGUAUAAAAUCAACAAUAACUAUACUUUCAACAUAUUUGAGCCCUGCUUCUUUAAACAAAAUUAAUUAAUUUUGUUGAAUGCAUAAUAGAUUAGAUUUGCAUAAUAAAUUUUAUAUUUUUUUUUAUAAUUUAUGACACCUCAGUUUUAGUAUGUUUCAAUAUUUACAAUUUACAUUUUUUUAUUAGUUGUUUAACAUAGUAAAAUUUAACACAGCAUAUAUUUUUUUGUUUUAAGAUAAAGGUUUAUUUGCCAAGAUUUCAAAUGUCCCUUAAUCAUCUUAUUUUAAUUUUGAAAUAUAGAGUAAGAGGCUGCAAAAAUAUAAUAAAUAAAAAUAAUCCACUAAUACUCAAACAUAUACAAAUUGGAAUUAUCUUCUAUAUUAUAGUAGAUUAAUUUAUGUUACAUCAUAAGAUAUGUAAAUGUUGAACAUUGGUUCUUUUAAUAAACAACAUAAAUCUUUUUGUGUCAUAAGAACUACAUAAAGCAUAUAAUUGUGAAAGUGCCAUAAAACAUGUUAAGAUCUGUGUAUAUCCUAAAAAAAAGCUAAUUAAGUAAAAAUAGUUAGCAUAAAAAAAAGUUUUAAAAAUUGUUGGCAAGUAUUUUAAAAUAAUUUUCAAAAAUACGCAAAAUUACUUACAAAGCCAUGCUGUCUGGAGUAGUCUGAUCCACCCGAUUAUCUGUGUUUAGCUUCAGAAACACAGGCAUUGUAUUUCAACUGUCUGCCGCCUCAGAGGUGGCGGACGAGUUAAGGAGUAGAGGGAUCGCGCGGAAACAGAUACAUUCGGGGCUUGUUAAAUCGGCCCCAUAGAACAAAAUGUGUGUGGGGAGUUAGAGCUUUACAAUUUAGAAACUUAAAAGAAAGGGUUAAUGGCGAGACACUGCAGUAUAAAUUUGCAGCUAAAGUAAUUAAAGUACAUAUUAUUAUAUUUUGUCUCUCUCCCAACUUGUUGUAUGUCCCUUUAACUGUUUCUCUUCUUAAUGUAUUCCUGUCUAGCAAUAUUAAACAGAUGUUCUAGUUUAAAGGGACACUGAACCCAAUUUUUUUCUUUUGUGAUUCA